CAUUAUUCGUGCAAAAGAUCUGAUAAGACAGUGCCUAUGCAGCCCCCUUUUAGGUUCUGUUUGCACUUGCCUUAAGAGACAUGGAUUCACUUGGGAUUUUACUAGUGAUUGCUGGGCUAGUGAUUUGUGUGCCAGCAGCAGGAGCAGCAGCUGAGGAAGAGCUGGGCCAUGCGGGGACCAAUAAUAAGGCCAGCAUUUCCAACUGGUGUCAGUUGAACACGUUUUCCUGGGUAUGGCAAGAAAGCUUCAACAUGACAAGGAGAAUUGCGGACGCCUUUUCUGAAGGAAUGCACGGAACAAUUGCUCUGAGCUCAGUAGUGAACACUGCUUUGGAAGACAUGAACCUGGAAGGACUAGACAUGAUUUCCACGAGCCUGAUUGACUGGAUUGAAACCUGGAUAAAGGAAGACAUCAUCCAGAACCUCAUCACUCAGCUGGUGGAAGUGGAGGCGGAAAUUGCUGUUUCAAUCGUGACCGGAACUGCAGUUUGCGAUGGUCUCCUGCAGCAAGUGCAAAGCAUCCUGACCCAGUUGAUUAACCACGGGGUUUGCUGCAUUCUCUGCGACGCUGCUUUCUGGAACCAGGUUACUGAACUAGCUUGUGGAAUUCUGCAAGGCCUAGGAGUAAUUGUUGACACAGCAGGAGACAAACUGGCCAGAGUCACAGUGGAAAGCCUCACAGAAACCCUCACCAAUGUCAUCUUGGGCUUCAAAAAUAUCAUCCUGGCAGCAGUAGAACUACUAGCACACAAGAGAGUGGAUCAUUCAAUUGUGGUGGAAAGAGCAUUGGCAGUCUGGACUAAAUCCGUUUUGAAUGCUGGUUUCUCGCAGCCCUGCUUGAACCUUGUCGACGAACUAAUCAGUCAUCUGUCCUAUAUCCACUCCUCCACGGAUUCCCUGGUCGACUGGGUCCUUCAGAGCACCUGCGCAGUGGAAAACACCAGAAACGUCAUUGUCUUCGUCAUGACUGACACCAUCAAUAACCUCUAUGACACCUUCAUUCGCAUGACAUGGACGACGAUGAUGCAAAUGCAAUCAGCAGCAGCGAAAUUUGCCAAGGCACGGGCGACUUGCGACGACUUUGACGACCUGAUCCCGUCCUGCGCUUCGACUGCGUAUUUGCCGAACGCACUGUUUUACCCGUCGAUACGCGAAGAAAACUUAGUGGACGUUUUAUUGGCUGGAUUGUACAAAACCGAUGCAUGA
Messenger RNA from Notodromas monacha, 1205 nucleotides. NCBI's taxonomy places the organism in Eukaryota, Metazoa, Arthropoda, Ostracoda, Podocopida, Cyprididae. The record is from the annotation of a GenBank genome assembly.